AUGAGUUCUGAACCUUGGGCCGGAUCAACAGUUGAAUCUUGGCUAGAGAAUGUUGUUGAAUCCUCCAAGGCAGAGUAUCCGGAAGAAGUUGUGGAAAAUAUCACACAAUUACUUCUUUCGGAUUCAUCGGAUGUAAAUAUACGAUCAAAAUUGUCAAAUCUAUUAGGACCUUCAGUAAAGACUCCUGUGGAUAUAUUUUUAGAUUGGAGAGAUCAAAUUAUCAAAUAUUUUCAUCAGAAAUAUCAAAAUUCAAGUCAAACUAAACAAGAAUCGAAACCAAUUUUAGCUCCAAUUAAGCGCACUAAGCCAAUAAAACCAGUCGUAAAAGCAAUUUAUAAAAAUACCGAAACAAUCAACAUGUCAAGAUAUGAUGUUCAAGCAACUACUCUUGAAAAGCCAAAAAUCGAUAGAAAACAACUUUCUGAUUUACCAGAUUGGGUACGACAAUGUUUUAACGGCUGUACAGAAUUUAAUGAUAUUCAAUCCCAAAUUUUCGAAACAGGAUACAACACGGACGACAAUAUGCUUGUCUGUGCCCCAACAGGUGCUGGUAAAACAAAUGUCGCUAUGAUUACUAUUCUUCAUGAAAUUAAAAAACAUAUUAUCGAAAUUCCGGGAAUUCCACCUCACAUUGAUGAUUCUCCCUUCUUAAUUGUCUAUAUUACACCCAUGAAAGCACUUGCCAUGGAAAUCCAAGACAAGCUUAAUACCGCAUUAAAGCAUUUGAAAGUUGUUGUUGAAGAAUACACCGGAGAUACAUCAUUAUCAUCUGCACAAGUAGAGAAAUCCCAGAUCCUUGUUGCUACACCAGAAAAGUGGGAUGUUGCCACAAGAAAAGCCGGAGAAAACGCUCCAAGUAUGCGAUUGAAACUCCUAAUUAUUGAUGAAAUCCAUCUUUUAGCCGAUGACAGAGGUCCUGUCAUUGAAUCAUUAGUUGCAAGAACUCUUCGACAAGUAGAACAAACGCAGAAGCAAAUCAGAAUCCUUGGAUUGUCCGCGACAUUGCCUAAUUACACUGAUGUCGCAAAUUUCAUUCGUGUUCCUGAUAAUGGUUUGUUUUAUUUCGGUCCAGAAUACAGACCUGUUCCAUUGGCAAUGACAUUAAUUGGUGCAAAGAAGACAGAUAAAUGUCCUGACCAAGACAGCCAGAAACUAUACAAUGAACUUAAGCAGCCAGGCUACAAAGAUGAAUCAAUACAAGUUGAUGUUUUAGGUAUCCAAGUUUUGAAAGAAAUUUUAGGGAAAGGAUCGCAAACAAUUGUUUUUGUUCAUUCAAGAAACGAAACAUCGAAGUAUGCACAUAUAGUAAAUAGAUAUUUAGGUACUUCUGCAACUGAUGAAUUAUUAACACAAGCAGGAAAACGAAAUUUAAGUCCACAAUUACGAGAAACAAUUGCAUUGGGAAUUGGUAUUCAUCAUGCAGGACUUCCUAGACAAGACAGAGUUUUCGUUGAGCAAAUGUUUAGAUCUAACAUGUUCCAGAUACUUAUUUGCACAUCAACAUUGGCAUGGGGUGUAAAUCUUCCUGCUCAUUCUGUUGUCAUCAAAGGAACAAAAGUUUAUAACACAGAACUCGGAAAAAUCGAAGAUAUCGGUAUUUUGGAUGUCCACCAGAUGUUCGGAAGAGCUGGUCGUCCUCAGUUCGAUACAUGCGGUGAAGCGUAUUUGAUUACAGAAGCCAAUGUUUUGUCAAGUUACACAAAAACUUUGGUUAACGCUGAACCAAUUGAUUCCAAAUUCAUGAACAAACUCGAAGAUUGUUUGAACGCCGAAGUAUCUUUGGGAACUGUCGCAUCAAAAGAAGAUGCAAUACGUUGGGCAACAUAUACAUUUAUGUACCAAUUAGAACCAAAUUACGAAAGAACUGUUGAUUCAAUAAGAAGAGCAAUUAAAAACCUGACAAAAUAUGGAAUGGUCAGAUACUCAAAAACAACUGAAAUAUUGCAUCCAACACAUGUUGGUUUGGUUUCUUCUAUGCACUACAUUCCUUUCGAUGCUGUAAGAUUUUUGAAUGAAAAUCUUAAAGGAGAAAUGGAAGAAAGUGAAUUAAUUGACUGCGUUUUCGCUUCAGGAAUUUGUGAUUCGAUCACUGUCAGAAAGAACGAAUACAAAGAAAUGGAAGUUUAUAAGCCAGUCAUUCCUUUCGCAUCAGCUAUUGAAGAAGUAUCAGGAAAAGUCAAUUUCCUUCUCCAAACAUAUAUAAGUCGAGAACCUUUGAAGACAACAACUCUUCAGUUAGAUCAAGGUUGGGUUGCAGAUAAUAUUUCCAGAAUUUUCGAUGCGAUUUUCGAAAUUUCUGUUGAAAAAGGUUGGUGUUUCUUAGCCUCAUUCUGUUUGGACUUGUGCAAGAUGGUACAAAGAAGAAUGUGGUGGUGCAGAAUGAGAACAGAUUGUCCUUUAAUCCAAAUUAUGUCUUUUCCUCGCGAUGACCAACUUUUGAAAAGAAUUAUAAGACAAGGUUUGUCAAUUGAUGAUAUCAAACAGAUCGAUUUCAAAGAGCUCUGCAAUCUCUUGAGAGGUGAUAAUUACGCAGCACAAUCUUUGGAUUACGCCAAGAAAUUCCCUUCUGUAAGAAUGAGUUGUUAUUAUCAACCGAUUUCUGACAAAUAUUUGAAUAUUGUAAUUGAUGUCACUUUUCCAUUUGAAUGGGAUUAUAACAUUUGUUCACAAUUCAUGAACUAUAAGAUAUUCAUUGAAGAUGGUGAUGAAAAUAUUUUCUAUAUUGCAAGUGAGUUUUCCAUCGAUGAAAUUCUUGCAAAAACUGGAAUGCAAUUGAAUUACUGUGUUCCAAUUGCUCUUGGUUCGAAAUCUUACAUCAUUUCGAUUACUUCAUCUGAAUAUUUAGCAGCAGGUGAUAGAUGCACAUUAAAGAUCGAAAGAAUCAGCAAAUUAUAUGAACCAUACAAGUCAGCAUUAGUUCCUUUGAUGGCAUUACCAAUUGCUGCUUUGAAUGACAUGGAAUACAUGAAAUUCUUUGGUUUCAAGUUCUUCAAUGAGAUCCAAACACAACUGUUUUACCAAGUUUACCACACAGAUGCAAAUAUUUUGUUGUGCGCACCAAAUGGAACAGGCAAAUCAGUUAUUGGUGAAUUGGCCAUUUUCAAACAACUUCUUGAAAAUGAUGAUUCAAAGAUUUUGUAUUUGAAUCCUUUACAAAUUUCUUUGGAUGAAAAAAUAUCAAAUUGGAAAGAAAAACUUCCAGCGAAAUUCUGCUGGCUAUCAGGUGAUUUCUCCAAAGACUGUUCUUUGAUACAAAAGCAUAGAAUCAUCGCUGCAAAUCCAGAAGAUUUUGAUAAUGUGUCAAAAGUGAAGUCAAUGAAAAUCUUUUUGUUACGUUUCAAAUUAAUAAUUAUUGAUGAUAUCCACAUGAUGAACACCAACAAAGGUGCUCUUAUAGAAGUAAUUGUUGAUCGAAUGCGCAAAUAUUGCAGGAAAUUAAGAUUUGUUGUUAUUGGAAACACCGUUGCAAAUCCAAUUGAUUUAGCCGUUUAUUUCGAAGUUGAAUUGAAACAAACAUUCAAUUUCCCAUUGGAAGCACGUCCUGUUGAAAUGAAAUUCCUUUUAAGAGGAUUCCCAGGACGAAACUAUUCAGCGAGAAUGGCAUGGCUGCGAUGA
Molecule: messenger RNA, 3615 nt
Organism: Trichomonas vaginalis G3
Lineage: Eukaryota; Parabasalia; Trichomonadida; Trichomonadidae
Product: DNA polymerase theta-related family
Exons: 1
Coding region: 1-3615 (1204 amino acids)
Cellular component (GO): nucleus
Molecular function (GO): ATP hydrolysis activity; ATP binding; nucleic acid binding
Source: RefSeq, a predicted model, not a curated record